This is a messenger RNA of Nothoprocta perdicaria, 2182 nucleotides long. Its product is annotated as cell division cycle-associated protein 4-like. Bases 313 to 1113 code for a protein of 266 amino acids. The transcript has 3 exons. Gene Ontology annotation, cellular component: nucleus. Gene Ontology annotation, molecular function: transcription regulator activity. Lineage: Eukaryota; Metazoa; Chordata; Aves; Tinamiformes; Tinamidae. The record is from RefSeq and is a predicted model, not a curated record.
UUUUACUGUAUGGACUCUUGCUCAGUAGCAUGGGAGAAGAGGAAGGACUACAUCAAACACCAUUACUGAGGUUAAGCAUGCAAGUAGAAACUUGGGAAGAGCGAGGAGAAACUACCUCUCCAGUAGGCGAAAUGCAGCCACUGAGGCGCUUGCUUCUGUGCGAAGCAACGGCUCCUGACUUCCAUCAAGUGUGGAACUUCAUGGGAGGCAGGAGCCGGAAGCUCCAGCCUUUCCGAUGCCUCUCUCCGAUGCCUUGAGUUGUGGACCUGCUCACCCCUGCUUCCCGAAUGCCGUCUUUAGGACCCAGUCCAUAUGUUCCUGACCUCUCUUGUACCACAGUGGCCAUUCUAUAACCUGGACACAAUGUUUGUACGAGGACUGAAGAGAAAAUGUUUUGAUGGUGAAGAAGAUAUUGAAGGAACUCUGGCUGGUAUUAAAGCUAUUCCUUCAUAUAAUCUUCAGAGACAGUCACUUUUAGACAUGUCCUUGGUUAAGCUCCAGCUGUGCCACAUGCUGGUUGAACCUAACCUUUGUCGUUCGGUACUUAUAGCCAACACAGUACGACAGAUCCAGGAGGAAAUGACCCAAGAUGGGACUUGGCAGAUGAUAAAUACACAGAGUACAGGGCAAACGUCCCUGGAUCGUCUUGUUUCAACGGAUAUCCUCUGCCGCUCAUCCAGGGAACAAGCUGAGGGAAAGCAGGUUCCAGGUUACAGUUCUUUCAAUAAAGACUUUGAGGAUGAUCAGACACAAGACAGUUCAGAAACUAUGUCCACGUCUUCUUCAGUGCAAACUCCAAGAAACCUGCAAAGCAAUGUGUGGGAAAUGGAGAAUCCGCAAGAAAGCAGAGGAAACUUUCAAAAGUCAUUAGAUCAAAUAUUUGAGACACUGGAGAAUAAGAACCCUAAUUCUGUUGAAGAUCUGUUUUCAGAAGUUGACAAUUCUUACUAUGAUCUUGAUACAAUGUUAACAGGAAUGAUGAGCAACACAAAAAUGGGACACUGCGAUGGGCUUGAAACGUUUUCUUCUCCAACAACUGCAACGUCUAACUCUAAUUGUAAAUCUGAUCUUAAUGAGCUUGAUCAUAUUGUGGAAAUCCUUGUUGAAUCUUGAGACUGCUCGUCUAGGAGAUAAAUAUCUGUUAUUGGAUAUGAAAGACUUAAACUAUUUCAACAUAGUUUUUUUCUAUCAAAACUGCUAGUGUAUUUUUCAAAUAUCUAUAUAUUAUAUAGAUAUAUAUAUUAAAAAGCACUUCAUAUUGCAAAAUCAUGUUAACUCUUAAAGUUAACCUGCAACUUGUAGUGUAAUAGUUUCAGUUUAUUGUCAUUGAACUGUAAGUACCUGACGGUAAAAGUUUCAAGUUAGAGGUCUGAGGCUUUUAAAAUUGGGUUCCUUUUGCCAAUUUAUUUUAGCCUUUGGAAGAUAAGUUUUGCAAGAGGGAUUCUCUCAUCUUUCUUACUCUUCCCUCAGUUAAAAAAAAAAAAAAAAAAAAAAAGUCAUAAGUGUAAGUUGGAUAACUGGUUUUCUAUUUUUCCAGGCCAACACUUUGUUACACCACAACUCCUGCCAUAUCUGCUGCUUCUGUUGUAAGUUGCUGCAUGGCUCUUAAAGAGCAGUAUGCAAUAGCUCCCAUUAUCUUAGCUAGCUUAUUCUGGGUUUUGCUACUAUUUUUUCCUUUGAAAAUAGUUUUAAAGUGUUUAUUCGUGUUUAGAUUUUUUCCAGGUAUUUUCCUAAGAUAUUUUUUUACUACAAAUGUUGUGUCAGCUGCUAACUUAGUAACUUUAACUUUUGAUCAUAUCUGCAGUUGAUGUAUUUUUUGAAAGAUUUUUCAAAAAGGGAUGUUUUUUACCAUGAGCUACCCAAUGUAGUUCAGUAAAGUGUUUGUAAAUGUAAAUAUAUGAUUUUAUACUUUACAUUAAAAUGUAAGAGCUGUUUUCAUGAUUCUGUUUUAUAGAGUAGUACUUUACUAAAUUGAGAUUUCUACAAUUACACUUUUUAUGCCACGUAUAGUUGAGUGUCAUUAGAGAGGAAGAGCUCUGAUCCAGCUAAAUACAAUUACAUUUAAUUCAGUUCAGACCAUAUUUGUUGUUAACUUCAAACCUAAAUUACGUAGGUCUUAUUUAUGUGUAUUUAUAUGUAAAUGUCAUCAACUGAAUUGUUUAUCACUGAAGUCUGCCAUCAA